AUGUUCCUUCCGCUUCUUCGUCUUUUUCAAUGUUUUCUACUAUUUGGAUUUUGUUCAAGUUCAAGUAUAAGUUAUGAGAAUUUGAAUAUUGCAAUUGUGUCUGGAUAUGGAAAAAUGCCAAGAAAUGUUCAGGUUUUUCUGGUUUUUUUCAUCGAGGGGGAAAUAAUAAAAGAGUGGUAAUUAGGAGAUACUAGUUAGAAGAAUAAGACAAAAAAGAUAAGAUAAAAAUGAGGAUAAUUGAGGGAUAAACUAGUUAGUUUAUCAUAAACCAAAAUUAUAUAAAAUCAUUAAUAAAAAUAUUAAUGAUAAUUUCAGAUUGAAUUGCAAAGAUCUCUAAUCUGGUUCAAAAAUGCAAUUUCUGUUAGGAAGUUCGAAAAGUCGAUUACUUCUACUGAAUUACUGAAUGUUUAUCCGAAAUUUUCUUGGAUAAAUAUUCAAACAGCUGAAAAAGCCCAAGAUUUGCAUGUAAAUUCACUAGAAUUUGCAAAAUUAUUGGAAAUGUCGAACUUUGUAAUUCUAAUAAAUCGAGAUAUACAAAAAUGUCAAAUAGAUUCGGAACUUCUUGCAAAUGCAAAACCUUUGACACCUGAAGGUUUGAAUCGACCAAAAUUCGCGAUAAUGAAUGUUUGUCAAAAUUUCCAAUUUUCAAAUUUUUUCGAUUUAUUUCGACAUGAAAUUUUACAUGCUUUGGUGAGAAAGUGAAUUAUUUUAAAGUUCAUGGGGAAUUAAAAAAAAUAAUUUCAGGGUUUUGGAUUAUUUAUUCCAUUCGAAGAUAGUAUUCCUAAUCGAUAUUAUAAUUGGUGGACACCAAAAGGGACACAAAAUGUCAGCCAAAUUUUCAUGGAUUUCUCAAAAAGGGCCAAACGAGUAGUUUCUUCACAUUUCAAUUGUUCAACUAUUUUUGGAGUUGAAGCGGAUGGUUUCAAGAAAAAUCAUUUGAAUGAAUAUAUUUUUGGGGUGAGUUUUUUCCUGAUAUUUUUGAGUAGUAAAAAUAUAAAUGGAAAAUAUUGAAGAACGAAUUGAUGACUCCGAAUCUCGAAAGUGGUCAAAACUAUUUCAGUGAAAUUUCUGCUGCAAUUCUAGAGGAAACAUAUUUUGGAGAAAAGUGAGUUUUCAAUUUUCGAAUGAGGUUUCAGAUAUCUUUAGGCCUUGGUACAAAGUGAACAGAAAAUAUACAAUUGAAGAGAGUCAAAAAUAUUGGUAUGGGAAAAACUUUGGCUGUAACUUUAUAAAAUUUUCAUGCUGGAAAUUUUUGGAAACUGCUGGGAACAAAUUGACUUUUCCAUUUUGCUCAAUAAAUAAUGAAAGGGUAAGAAUAAAAAAUCAAGAAUCAGAUCUAAGAAAUGGAAGAUGAUUUUUUUAAUCUGAAGAAUUACUUAUAUAAAAUAAAGUUUUUAGUAUUGUCUAAUAACACCAACCUACAAAAUCCGCUUGUCUUUAAAAAAUUGCCAACAAACUUUCAAUCAUCAAACACAAAUCACAGAAAAUGGUUUGAAGGCUUUUCCUGGUGCAACAUUUUCAAAUUCAAUUCAUCGGUUCUGUCCAAUAGAUAAGGUAAUACUUUUUCUUUUUUCCAACUUCUUUAAAUUCAUUUUAGUUAAAUUCAGAACUUCAUCAAUAUUCCAAAAAACCAUCGAAUCGAACUUUGCUGA
Caenorhabditis angaria is the source of this 1652-nucleotide messenger RNA. Lineage: Eukaryota; Metazoa; Nematoda; Chromadorea; Rhabditida; Rhabditidae. The record is from the annotation of a GenBank genome assembly.